UGCGAUGGCUGUCAUUGUGUAGUAUCGCGAGAGCGAGGAAAAGGUGUUCUUUUGUGUAAGAAUCUGUGAAAAGCGAGCAACUCGGGGUCCAACUGGAACUUCCGGGCACAUUGUGGAGGUGCAGUGUGAACAUUGGGCGGAAGUGCGCUGGACAGGGAGCGAGGGCUGAACCGGACUUUGCGACGACCUGGGCAUUUCUGUGCAGUGACCAUUUGAGGACUGGAGCGGCCGUGGGCAGCAAGAAGAGGCAGUCUCACCAACACAAUCGCCGAAGGAGGCCUUCCGACAUUUUGCUGGGGCGACCGGACGUGAGUGGGGCGGUUGAAUGGCGUGCGCCACCCUGAAACGCUCCCUCGACUGGGAGUCCAUCAAUCAGCGCCCGUCGAAGAGGCGCCGCUGCAGCCCGUACGGGGCGAAUUCUAGUGCCACAGCGAGUCCCAGCGUGCGUGACGCCGCGUGCGGGUGUGCUACGGAGCCAUCAUCGUCCCCCUUCGCCAAGACACCUUCGUACCCUAUUCUUACGCCGGAGAAGAUGGCCCAGACGGUGCACGAUGAGAUCAAGAGACUCCACAGGACGAAGCAGCUGAGCGCCGUGGCCAUUGAACGGAUGCAAGACUCAGAGUCGAGUGGCUCGGAGAUGGGAAACGACAGCCCGCGGCGUCCGGACACGCCGCCAACCAUGAAGAAUCCGGACAAGGCUCUCUUCACAUUCAAGCAAGUACAACUGAUAUGUGGGCGGAUGCUGAAGGAGCAGGAGGAGAAGCUGCGCGAGCAGUACGAUCUCAUCUUGACAUCCAAGCUCGCUGAGCAGUACGAUGUCUUCGUCAAGUUCACGUACGACCAGAUACAGAGGCGCUACGAGGCGGCUCCCAGCUACCUCUCCUAAGGCCAUCCUCGCACCGCGAAGGCUGGAUUCCACUCCGGACAUCGAAGCGACACACACACACACACACACACACACUUACACACCGGAUCAGGCGGAAUGACAGACAUUUUCGUUACUUUUUCUACACACACACACACACAUUAUAUAAAUUAGAGGAUAUAGAGUUUAGCGGACGUUGGGAGGCCCUGCGCCGCCCAGGGCAAAGGAUAUCGCGUAAAUUGACACAUACUUGGUAAUUGUGCGGAGGCACACCCUCUCCGGAUGUCAGGGAGUGCGAGAAGCACCAGCUAAUGGGCGGAGGAACGAGGAGCGAUGCUCGCGCGGACUGCAGAGAUGCGAUGAUAAUGAUGAAAAUUAAUCAUUUUAGUGAGGAUAAGGAUGAUGAUGAUAGAAAUCGUUUUAAGGCCCCUUUAAGGAAUAUCGAGACAUUUUUUGAUAAUAAUCUCCACACACGAUGGACUUAUUCUUGAAUUUAUAUAAAUUAUUUUGUGCCCAUUUGCAUAUAACUUUUGUUUUCUAAUCUUAUCCAUUUGCCAUUUAUCUCUCUCCCUCUCUUUCACACUUCACAUUGAAAACACACAAUUUUUCCUCCCUUCGUUUUUUUGUAUGUGCAAAAUCGAAGGCAAAAGAGGCACGCAAGGUUCGCGCUUUUGAGAUGAAAGAAAAAAAAAUAAUAUGAAACAAUAAAUGUGUACAUUGAGAAAGUAAUAUUUUCAUACGGAACAAUUCGCCACAAUAUUUGCUCCCCAAUAGAAUAAAUGAAUAGCAGGAGAGAAGAAAAACAGUGAGAAUGAAAUAUGAAACCAAUAGAGCAGCUAAACAGAGGGAAUAAAUAAAA
This is a messenger RNA of Phlebotomus argentipes, 1724 nucleotides long. RefSeq names its product akirin. The record is from RefSeq and is a predicted model, not a curated record. NCBI's taxonomy places the organism in Eukaryota, Metazoa, Arthropoda, Insecta, Diptera, Psychodidae. The transcript has 3 exons. Gene Ontology annotation, molecular function: transcription coregulator activity. Gene Ontology annotation, biological process: positive regulation of transcription by RNA polymerase II; positive regulation of innate immune response. Bases 326 to 886 code for a protein of 186 amino acids. Gene Ontology annotation, cellular component: chromatin; nucleus.